Messenger RNA from Suillus paluster, 906 nucleotides. Its product is annotated as mitochondrial carrier domain-containing protein. Lineage: Eukaryota; Fungi; Basidiomycota; Agaricomycetes; Boletales; Suillaceae. Bases 1 to 906 code for a protein of 301 amino acids. The record is from RefSeq and is a predicted model, not a curated record. Gene Ontology annotation, molecular function: antiporter activity; oxaloacetate transmembrane transporter activity; succinate transmembrane transporter activity. The transcript is spliced from 8 exons. Gene Ontology annotation, biological process: mitochondrial transport; thiosulfate transport; succinate transmembrane transport. Gene Ontology annotation, cellular component: mitochondrial membrane.
AUGUCCACACAAGCUGUAGUACCCCCUUCGCCACCUCUUGCGGCUUCAAAGCCCAAGAAGCAGCCAUAUCCUUUCUAUCUCGGUGGUCUGGCGGCAACUAUCGCUGCUUCUAUCACUCACCCUCUCGAUCUUACCAAGGUCCGCCUUCAGGCGUCGGGUGACAAGCGUAUGGUAGAUUCCAUAAAGAAGACCAUCCGCACUGCUGGCGCAAGGGGUCUCUUUGACGGUAUCUCUGGCACUUGGAUGCGCCAGAUGAGCUACAGCUUGUGUCGCUUCUGGGCAUAUGAUGAGAGCAAGAAACUCUUGGGUGCGACCCCCCAAAGCCCUGCGUGGAUCCUCGCCACAGCAGGUGUAAUGGCUGGCUCCCUCGCGGGUGUCGUUGGUAAUCCUGGUGAGGUUGUCAUGGUCCGUCUGCAAGGCGACUUCGCAAAACCACCCGAAAAGCGCUUUAAUUAUAAGCAUUGCUUCGACGCAUUGUUCAGAAUGGUCCGCGAGGAGGGCCCAUCAUCACUUCUGCGAGGUGUAGGCCCUAAUGUCUUCCGGAGCAUCUUGAUGAACUCCAGUCAACUGGCUUCGUACGACUUCUUCAAGGCUGAGCUACUGAAGACAAAGUACUUCGAUGACAACAUCGCUUGCCAUUUCACGGCCAGUUUCGCAGCAGGAACGGUUGCAACAACCGUCUGCUCACCCGCAGACGUGCUGAAGAGCCGUAUCAUGAACGCUUCUGGACCUGGCUCGAGCUCAACACUCGGAGUAAUCCGCUCCUCUCUAGCAACCGAAGGCCCGAUGUUCAUGUUCAAAGGCUGGCUCCCCGCAUGGACGCGUCUCCAGCCUACUACCAUCCUCAUCUUUUUGACCCUCGAGCAGCUGAAAAACGCCGUGGACUGGAAACGCGGAUCUUUGUAA